This is a messenger RNA of Salvia splendens (bonfire salvia), 2622 nucleotides long. RefSeq lists its product as uncharacterized. The coding region runs from base 1 to 2622 and encodes 873 amino acids. Lineage: Eukaryota; Viridiplantae; Streptophyta; Magnoliopsida; Lamiales; Lamiaceae. Gene Ontology annotation, molecular function: catalytic activity. The record is from RefSeq and is a predicted model, not a curated record. The transcript is spliced from 4 exons.
AUGGAACCACUAACGGCUCCCGACCCGGAGAAGUUAUCCAAGACCUUGGGGCUCGUCUUCCAAGGAUCAAAUCUGAAUGGAAAGAUAUGGGUGUUUGCUGAAGAAGGCGCAAGAUUCUGUGCUGAAUGCGACACGGAUCAAGUUCUUCAUGGCCGGGUUGAGUCCCCUCGCCUUGUGGGACACAUUGGCAUUUCAGCGGUUUAUGCUAAAUGCACAAGGGGCGAAAGGAUCCAUUUGUGGGACAAAAUGAGGGAAAUUGCACUGGCUACUGAAGGUUCGCCUUGGAUCAUUGGGGGAGACUUCAACACCAUUCUUUCGACGGGUGAUAGAGUCGGUAGUGACACUAACCGACAAGCUGAAAUGGUGGACUUUGCGGAGGCUAUUGAAGAUUGCAGAGUUCUUGAUCCGGGGUUCGAUGGCUCGGAAUUUACAUGGGCCAAGAAUGGCCUUUUCGAGAGGCUCGAUAGAGUGUUAGUGAAUGAACCUUGGGCACAAUGCUUUGAAGCGACUAGAGUAGCAGACUUACCUCGGGUUUCAUCGGACCAUGGCCCCGUGUUGGUCCGGUGCAGAACCCCACGUACCCACACUGAGGGCAGGCCGUUUCGCUUUCAAAAUAUGUGGGUUAAGGAGUGGAAUAAGGCUGUCUUCGGGAACAUUCAUGACAACCUUAGGGAAACCGAGGAAAAAAUUGCGAUGGCCCAAGCAGAAUUUGAGGAGAGGCCUUCCCCGGAUAACAGGGCAGAAGUUAACCGUAGCAUUGCCAUGUAUAUCCGUCUUCUCAAGAUGGAGGAGGACUUUUGGAGACAAAAGGCGACCCUUAGAUGGCUUGCGGAGGCGACAAGAACACCAAAUUUUAUCAAACGCCUCUCACCUUCUCCCGAAGUGGAAGCCCUACCGAAUCCACCAAGCACAGAGGAAGUGAAAAAAGCCGUAUUUGACAUCUCCGGAGAUAGCGCCCCUGGACCGGAUGGUUUCACAGCCACCUUCUAUCAAUCUUGCUGGGAUACGGUCGGUAUUGAUGUUGUGGCCGCUAUCCAGCAAUUUUUCGAGGGAGCCUACCUACCCCGAAGCAUCACGGCCACGAGUAUCGUACUCAUUCCGAAGAAGCUCGGCCCAGACUCGUGGAGUGAUUAUCGCCCCAUUAGCUUGUGCAAUGUUUCAAACAAGAUCAUCACCAAAAUCCUCACAAGGAGAUUAUCUCCCCUCCUCCCUCAGGUUAUUGCGCCAAAUCAGAGUGGGUUUGUGAAAGGCCGGCUGCUUAAUGAUAACGUCCUCUUGGCGCAAGAGGUGUUCCAUGAACUUCCGAGGAGCGCGCCGGCCCCCAAUGUUGCGGUCAAGAUUGAUAUGGCUAAAGCUUACGACAGAGUCCAGUGGCCCCUAUUGAUCAAGGUCAUGGACCGAAUGGGCUUCCCCGCCAGAUGGAUCUCCAUGAUUGAGAGACAAGGUGACCCAAUAUCACCCUCCUUAUUUGUGAUUGCUGCGGAUUACCUCUCAAUGUCUCUGGACAAACUCAUUCUGGGAAAGAAGGAGAUGAUCUUUAAAGCCUCUCGGGGACGCAUGGAGAUUAGCCACCUCGCCUAUGCCGACGAUAUUGUAAUCUUCACCCAAGCGGCAGAAGUCCCUCUGAGGCAGCUCAGAGCUUGUCUUGAUGAAUACGCGGGAAUCUCCGGACAGCAGAUCAAUCUUGUAAAGAGUAACUUCUACAUUGCCAAAAAACAUGAGAGGUGUGCCGGCCUAAUCCAGGCCGAAGGGGGAUUCACUCGAGACAUGUUUAUGUUCCUUCGGGAAAAGCUUGCCGCGAGAGUCACAGGGUGGGCUCACCGCCACCUCUCGUUUGGAGGGAGACUCACCCUCAUCAAGAGUAUGCUCGAAGCGGUGCCACUCCACAUCUUCCAAGCCAUCGAGCCAACCUCCGGGGCGCUCAAACAAUUGGAUCAGCAGAUGGCUCGAUUCUUCUGGGGAUCGACAAGUGAGAGGAAAAAAACACACUGGAUCGGUUGGGAUCAGAUCUGCCUCCCGACGUCCGAAGGAGGGCUCGGAGUUCGAAAAACCAAAGAAGUACUCCGAGCCUUUAGCAUUAAGUUAUGGUGGAGAUUCCGAGAGCAAUGCUCACUCUGGGCCAGAUAUAUGAUGAUAAAAUAUUGCAAGAAGGUCUCCCGCCUUGCGGCCAACACCUCCGGGCAUAACAGCCCAACUUGGAAAAGACUCAUGCGCACAAGACAUCAGGCGAACCCUCACAUUCGAUGGGUUGUGGGUAAAGGGGAAAUCUACUUUUGGGAUGACAUUUGGGUGGGUGAUUCUACUCUUCGGUCCCUUACUUUUGAUGAUAGAGGCAACCACACUUCCCGGGUCGAAGAAUUCCUCAGGGAUGGCGAGUGGAAUGAAGCCAAGCUCCAACAACUCCAUGACCAGGCCGGGCUACCACAACAGGUUAUAUCUCAGAUCCUCGACACCCCGGUCAUUGCAGGGGAGCCAGACACGCCGAGGUGGUCCCUUUCUAGCCUCAGAGAAUUUACGCUAGCAACAACAUGGGACACUAUCCGCACACUUAGACCGAGGAUACAAGGGCUCGAAGACAUUUGGAGGGCUGGCCUAACCAACUCUAUUGCAAUCUUCAACUGA